AUGGCCGAUACUAGCAGGGAUGUCGUGACCGUAGUACACGCGCCAAGGGAAACGCCCUACGGUGCCAUCGUGCUUGCAGCGAUCGCCAAGCAGUUCUCAAAGAGCGACGAAUCGCCCAUAGCAUUCGAAGCGGGCAAGGCUGUCGAGCCGGGGACCUACCUGCUUGAAAAGGUCAAACUGCAGGAACCACAGCUACUCAGGGAGCUCUGCCUACGCAUACCCAGCUGCAAGCGCAUGCUCUACAUCGACAGCUCGGCAAGCCUGGACAUGUGGGUGAACUACGUGACGCUGCAUUCCGCGACGCCAAAGACCCCUGUAGCGGAUUUGUGGCAGUACUACAACAGGAUGAACACUCACCUUGCCCCCCGUACAUUCCUCAUCGGGUACCGCAUGACGGUGGUGGACGUGCUGCAGUUUGCGGUCCUCUCCAACGCAAAGGCCGUAUGCAAGGAACUCGCCAAAGUGCCUCAUGUGCAAAGGUGGUACAGCUAUAUCCAGUCGUUACCGGGGGUGCAACAAGCCCUGUCGGACAUGCAGCGCAAGAACGCAGCACAGGUAGAGAAGAAGCCCUUCACCAAGGAACAGCAGAUUGAUAACUCCUACAAAGAUGCUCUAAAGAAUGCAGAGCAGGGCAAUGUCGUGGUCAGAUUCGCCCCUGAGCCCUCAGGGUACCUGCACAUCGGGCACACCAAAGCGGCACUCCUCAACGAUUAUUUCGCCAAGCAGUACAACGGUCGUCUGCUCCUGCGCUUCGACGACACCAACCCGCUCAAGGAGAAAAUUGAGUAUGAGGAAACCAUCAAGGAGGACUUGAAAACUUUGGGGGUGGCCUUCUGCUCAACGACUUACACGUCCGACUACUUCGAACUUAUACAGGAGUUUGCAUUCAAGCUUAUCAGGCUAGGACUUGCGUAUUGCGAUGAUACGGACGUCAACACCAUGCGCCACCAAAGAACGGAAGGCAUCGAGUCUGCAUGCAGAAAUGUUAGUCCGGAGAUUAAUUACGCCAUCUUUGAAGAAAUGCUAUUGGGGUCGGAGAAAGGAGUGAAGUACUGCCUAAGGGCUAAAAUUGACAUGAAGCACACCAACAAGUGCCUGAGGGACCCCGUAAUGUACCGGUGCAUUCCGGACGCCUAUCACAACAGGCAGGCAGAUAUGUACAAGGCCUUCCCUACGUACGACUUCGCGUGCCCUAUCGUCGACUCCGUAGAGGGGGUCACACACGCACUUAGGUCCAACGAAUACUCUGCCAGAAUACCGCAGUAUCAUUGGUUCAUCGAAAAGUGCCAGCUACGCCCUGUGGAAAUAUACGAAUUCAGCAGGCUCAACUUCGUCAAAACCAUACUCUCAAAACGCAAGCUGCAGUGGUUUGUCGACAACGGAGUUGUCAACGGAUGGGACGACCCAAGGAUGCCGACCGUCAGAGGAAUCAUGCGCAAGGGGCUCACGCUAAAGGCGCUGCUCGAGUUUAUCCUCGAACAGGGGCCGUCCAAGGCAGUCAAUCUCAUGGAGUGGGACAAGCUGUGGGCCAAAAACAAGCAGAUUAUUGACCCUAUAGUGCCCAGAUUUGCGGCUGUGGGAGUUGAUGCCGUUGAACUCAAGCUCGACAAUUUCCGCGACGUGACGUUGCCACCAGCGAAACGCAACCUGCACCCCAAGGACCCCUCAAUGGGCGAAUGCGACCUAUGGUUCGCGCCAACGGUGUUGUUGGACCGCGUUGAUGCCGAUGAAAUCGCCGACGGCGAGGAGAUUACGCUCAUGCGUUGGGGGAAUGCCAUCGUGUCCAUGCCAUCCUUGCACGCACAGCUCAACCCAGAUGGUGACUUCAAAAAGACGAAGAAGAAGCUGCACUGGUUGCCUAAAGACGACGACAAGCUCGUCAAGUGUACGCUCAAGCAGUACGGAGACAUACUUUCCGUUGACAAGAUAGACCCCGAACAGAUCGCGGAGCCGGACGACAUGAGGAACUUCCUCGAGCCGGUAACGGAGUGGACCACGCCGUGCCUAGCGGACAAGCAGCUGGCGGCACUGCCCAAAGGCUCCAUUGCGCAGCUCGAAAGGCGCGGGUACUUCAUUGUGGACAAAAUCGCAUCGGAAGGAGAGCUGACACUCAUCAACAUACCGGACGGAAAGAUGAAGAAGAGCACACAUGCCGCAUGA
Molecule: messenger RNA, 2160 nt
Organism: Babesia ovata
Lineage: Eukaryota; Apicomplexa; Aconoidasida; Piroplasmida; Babesiidae
Product: glutamyl-tRNA synthetase
Exons: 7
Coding region: 1-2160 (719 amino acids)
Biological process (GO): translation; glutamyl-tRNA aminoacylation
Cellular component (GO): methionyl glutamyl tRNA synthetase complex; cytoplasm; cytosol
Molecular function (GO): glutamate-tRNA ligase activity; ATP binding
Source: RefSeq, a predicted model, not a curated record